AUAUCUUGGACUUUCAUUCCACCUUUGCUUGCUCUUCACCACUUGUGAGGUCAGCAGGAUUUUCAUUUCAGUGUUGUUUUCCAUCUCCUCUUUCUCCUUUUAGCUUCUGCCAGCCCUUGAGGAGGCUGUUGUGUGGUUCUCUGAGAAGAAGUGGAGUGCCCUGGUGGGCUUGGUGUGUAGAAGAUACAGUGGAGACUGGUGAGAACAUGGCACCCAGAAAUCAGUAGAAGAAACACAAGAAGCCAGCUGUAACAAAGCCUGGUGCGGAAAAACAGGUGUCUGGAAAGCAAAAGAGAACGAAAACAGGGGAGAAGCCAUAUAAAUGCAUGGAAUGUGGAAAGGGCUUCAGCCAGAAAGCAAGUCUACGUGUACAUCAAAGAAUACACACAGGAGAGAAGCCAUACGAAUGCAUGGAAUGUGGGAAGAGCUUCAGCGAUGGUGGAUCAUGUCGUAAACAUCUAAGAGGUCACACAGGAGAGAAACCAUAUAAAUGUAUAGAAUGUGGAAAGAGCUUUGGUGACCGUACACAACUUUGUACACAUCAAAGAACACACACAGGGGAGAAACCAUACAAAUGCAUGGAAUGUGGAAAGAGCUUCACUCAGAAAGCAGGUCUACAGGUACAUCAAAGAACACACACAAGAGAGAAGCCAUAUGAAUGCAUGGAAUGUGGAAGGAGCUUCAGUUGCAGUGGAAGUCUACGUUCCCAUCAAAGAACCCACACAGGAGAGAAACCCUAUGAAUGCAUGGAAUGUGGAAAGGGCUUCAGUCAGAAUGCAAAUCUACGUACACAUCAAAGAACACACACAGGAGAGAAGCCACACGAAUGCAUGGAAUGUGGAAGGAGCUUCAGUUGCAGUGGACAUCUACGUUUGCACCAAAGAACCCACACAGGAGAAAAACCCUUUGAAUGCAUGGAAUGUGGAAAGAGCUUCAGUGAUAGGAGAGGAUAUAAUCGACAUCAAAGGAUUCACUCAGGUGAGAAGCCGUACAAAUGCAUGGAAUGCGAUAAAACCUUCGGGUCCAGUUCAAAUCUACUGACACAUCAAAAAAAUCACAGAGGAGAGAAGCCAUACAAAUGCAUGGUGUGUGGAAAGGGCUUCAGUAAGACUGAUCAUCUGCGCGUGCAUGAAAGAACGCAUUCCGGAGACAAACCCUAUAAAUGCACGGAAUGUGGAAAGAGCUUCAGUCAGAUGGCAAAUCUACGUGUCCAUGAAAGGACACACACAGGGGAGAGACCAUACAAAUGCACAGUAUGUGGAAUGGGCUUCUGUGAUAAAGGCUCAUGUAAUAAACAUCUAAGGACCCACACAGGGGAGAAACCAUAUGAAUGCGUGGAAUGUGGAAAGAGUUUCAGUUGCAGUUCUAAUCUACGUACACAUCAAAGAACCCACACAGGGGAGAAACCGCAUGAAUGCAAGGAAUGCGGAAAGAGCUUCCCUACUAGUAGCAGUUUGCAGUCGCAUCAAAGAACCCACACUGGGGAGAAACCUUAUGAAUGCAUGGAGUGUGGAAAGAGCUUCUCUCAUCGUCUACGUAGACAUCAAAGAACCCACACUGGGGAGAAACCUUAUGAAUGCAUGGAGUGUGGAAAGAGCUUCAGUUGCAGUGGAAGUCUACAUUCCCAUCAAAGAAUCCACACAGGAGAGAAACCAUAUCAAUGCCUGGAAUGUGGGAAGAGUUUCAGGAAAAGCGGACAUUUGCAAACUCAUCAUAGGACCCACACAGGGGAAAAACCAUAUCAAUGCCUGGAAUGUGGAAAGAGCUUCAGGGACAGCGGACAUUUGCAUUCCCAUCGUAGGACCCACACAGGGGAAAAACCAUAUGAAUGCAUGGAAUGUGGAAAGAGCUUCAGGGACAGCGGACAUUUACGUGCCCAUCAUAAGACCCACAUGAGAAAAACCAUAUAAAUGCAUGGAAUGUGGAGAGGUCGUCAACAAAAGUUGCUCAUAUAAUAAAUAUCUAAGGACUCACAUAGUUGGGACCAUGUGAAUGCAUAGAAUGUGGAAUGAAAUUCCUUGGAAAUAUUUGUUCACUUCCUAGUUCAUGCCACUUUUUCCCAGCACCCGGAAUUUAAGGUCUGGCGGAGUGUUGAAAUCCUUCAAAUAUCCUUAAAAUGGCAGAUCAGUUUCUUCUGUUCCUUAUAUUAGGCAAAUGUUCCUCCAGUAAGUCUCUUUAGAGUUCUUGAUAUAAAGUUCAAUAAAGUUUUGCUAUGGAAAUGUAAUAAAAUAAACAAAGAAGGAAACCUUUGGGAACAACAUGGUUUUAGAUCUUGUGCAUAUGUAGGAAGGUCCUUUUAUUAAUUUGUGCUGUCACGCUCUGGGCCUAUAGCAGUUGGCUUUUGAACAGGACGUGCUUUUUGUGCCCAGCGGGAAGCCGGGGUGCCUCGACUGAGAGGCCCUAAGGAUUUUCCUAUACAGUGUCUUUAGAAGCUUGAAAGAUUUAACAAAGUCCUUUAUUAUUGCUUAAGUCUUCAACAAACAAUCAAAUACUUCUCAGAUCUUCAACAAAUUAAACAAAUGCUUCAAGGCCUUGAAUCAAC
Messenger RNA from Anolis sagrei ordinatus, 2542 nucleotides. Lineage: Eukaryota; Metazoa; Chordata; Lepidosauria; Squamata; Anolidae. The record is from RefSeq and is a predicted model, not a curated record.